AUGAUGCAGAGGGUCUUCAAGCCGCGAUUAGAAAGUGACACAGACUUCAUCAUCAAGUACAAGGACGAAGGUAAGAUCUGCUUUUAAAACAGCUUUUUUUAAAGACAAUGAAUUCGUCACGAUCGCCGAUGAGUCGGAUUUGUCGUAUGCCAUCCAGCAAUGUCAGGAUGUUCUCCGUCUUCAAAUUAUUGGUGAGGACCAUUAGAUUUCUAUUACUUUCAAAGUGUCGCUUUCUGACAUUUUACCCAAUGGGAUCUCAAAAAUUACCAAGCUUCCACCCCAUUUUUUGCAUGUUUAAUGUCUAGUGCUUUGCUACCAAAAGUGAGGGAUAGUAAUAGUUUCUUGUCUCGAUCUGCCACCAAAAAUCAGAACAUGGUUGUCUCCAUUAGGGGCUUGAUUAUCAGAAUGUACACAAAGAUAGUGGGCUGUGACACAUUCCGUACUGUUUAUUCUGUUUUACAUUUAUAAAACUAGCCCUUGUCCGUUAGCAUUAUGAUUGUCGCGUUGACCAUAGACCUCGUCGAAAUAUCUGGUCCAUAUGCAGUCCUUCAGGCCGCACACUCCCUCAUUUCAUUCGGUUCUCUUUUCCUACAAGCCAGUCCUGUUUGGCCAUUGUUAGUCUUUGGGCUACAAAUGGGGUAUGAGAUAACACUCGGAUUUGCAAAACUGUUAAGUCACGAGCAAGCAGAGUCUCCUUCAGUGUUCGAAGUAGUAUGUUAGCCUAUGAAUUUCCGCCAGCACUAUCUGACUAGAAAGUGUAAAUCGUAACGAAAGUCAGGAAGACAGGCCUGUGAACACUUAGUGAGCAAUGUAGGCAGCAUUUGGUUACGAAACCUGUGAAGUCAGCAUAUUCACUAUAGAAGACAGUACUUAGUUUUCAUCAAAGUACCAAUUCCACGUGCGCCUUAUUGGUCUCAUUUCCAUUAGUAAAAGACUGCACAUUCGAUAGUUGGGUUCUGCCCACAACUUUACUUAGCAACACAGUGUGUGCAACAUUCUUGGCUGUCACUUGUGUACGCGUCGAUCGCCAACCACCAAAGUUUAAAGUCUAUCACAAAGUGGGAAAUUGCGAUCUUUCCAUAAAUUUUCAGCGCGAGUAAAACAAGUAACAAUAGACGCCUUGUUAGAUGGAUAUGCUUACUGGAACGGGAGGACAAUUCUCGCACUUGAGACGCAGAUUUACACCAUGUCACUGUUGGCACAGUUUAAAGGUGGUUUUCAUGCCGAGGUGCGCUUGCUAUAUCACGGCUGGCGCAACAGUCAGGUGUCGGGAACCUAGGAAUAUUUUCACCCCUUCCGUUAGAAUGACGUUGAUAACUCCACUCUGUGACGUCGCAACCACUGAGUCACUAGGCUAAGGCUUCGCUUAUGCGCUGGAAGCCAGUGGUAACGGCGAUUGUACUUCUUUACAAACCUUUGUGCUAUUUUUUUCCAGUGUUGCCAUUGUUGCUGUGUACGCCCCAACACUAAAUGCUGGUGGAAUGCAUAUACAGACAUACUUCGGACAACGGCCAACACAAUUUGCACGGAUGACCUUACUGUAGGCAAUGGGUUUGUUUGGAAAGUGUUAUGCGUCAACGAACUGAAUGCUGAGCAGCCACACAAUAGAAACUUCCUGUGCAAAUGAUUAAUUGACCUGUACUAAACCGUAUAUUCAUCAAAAACGCCUGUAGCUAAACUCAUGACCAGGCUUUAAAUUCGAUCGGUAAUGCACUUGUCCGCACUAUUCAUGGUGCCGACUGAUGGAAAGUGCGGCUCUGGAUAUGCCUCUGAGGAUGCUCGGCUGCUGCUAAGACGUUAGGUCGAAGAGACUUGGCUUGCGAAAAAUGCAGCACCUCACACUUAAGAGCACAUGCUAGUUAAAUGCUCUGCUUCACUUGCGCAUAGGUUGCUGUCGCGGGAGCAGCAGUAGACACCGUUUGCGAUGACUGAACUAUCGUGUUAGCGGGUCACCUAAAUUACUUUGACCGAUUCAAACGUAUUGCAAUAGAGCAAGAUCCGUAUUCUGGGUUAUUGGUGGAGAGUGACUUGUGCAUUAGGAUAUACUUGCCCGAUCAAAGUAGACGAAUAAACUCCUUGGUUAGUAGGCAGUCUCUGUUACUUUUUUUCGGAAUGUUGGUCAACUAGGAAACCUAGAGGGGAAAUCGACCAUCGCAUCACCCAGACAUGAUAUUUCGGGAAUUUUCCGAAACCCCUGCAAUCGAAAGUAUGUGAGACAUGCCCAUACGCUCAAAAAAGUACGCUAAUUGGAAGCAUCAGCCUAAUGAUGCUUUGGUCGGUUAUCCAAAUCUGUCUCUGCCCACGUCUCCAACAAACUCCUGCAUAGUCUCUCGGAAUCUCAGCCUGUCACCAUUGUUCUCCAUGCUUGCCAGCCGAAUGGCUCUGAUAUGUGUUGCGCCAACGUGAGAGGGAAAUCGUCUGGGAUAUCACGUUAACAGAGCUAAGCUCUAUUGGCGCCGGCGUCGAAAUGACUAACUGAAGACCCAGGUGGUUGAUAUAAAAGUUGAUCACGAUCGUGCGGUCUGUGGGACUGGCCCGCCAACUGCCUCAACUUCGCUCAAGACUGUCUCUGACCGAUGCAGUUGGGGAUUGCCAUUCGUGAUGAACCUACAGUUUAGAGUCCGCUAAGUCGGUCGUCGCAGUUCCCGUCAAAGCUUCAACCAACUUUAUCUAAGAAUAGAGCAUAGGCCGUAUAAGAAACAAAAGAGCGAUUCGUUCUGCCCCGACCCUCAGGAACAGAUUUUUUGGGUUUUGCCGAAACGACUUUAUUUUUUGGAUUAUUCGUCUGCCCAUCGAAUCCUCUACUGCAUGUCCGCCUAACUAUAUGUAAAACCGUUACUCACGUGUUUGUUACUAUUCUAACAAGUUAAAGUCGACUUAGUCUUUAUUACCCCUAAUGUUGAUAUUGCCUUUUGAAGUUAAGAAUUCCGCCGAAGAUAGCACGAACGCGGUCACAUCUGGAUCCCAGUCGGUAAAUGCGGCCCAGCUCGACACCUGUGACCGACGUUCCGUCAUCUCCGAACUGCGGCGUCUUCGCGACCAUGUAAACAGCUUGGUCGACAAAUUGGACAAUUUUGUAGUGAAUUCAGAAGUAAAGUUGGAUUCCAGACAGGACAAUGGUAUAGCAGUAACUGAGGUAGGCAUUUUCGUUCUCGUCUCCAUCUCACAGUCCGCUUUUGCGGAUACCUUAAAAUUACGUAUUUACACCACUUUCAAAAGCAGCCACCUUUUUCAACAAAGGUCAUAUAAGUAAUUUUACGUGAGGAUUCGAGGUCCAGAUAUCUUUUUGUGUUCAUCAUCCCCCACAGAAGAGGAGACAAACUCAUUAACUGAAUUAUAUUUGUGUCGCCGUUUCAGGAACUUCCCUGUUUCGAUCACCACCGUAGUGUACUCCCUGUUUCUGCCUUUCCAGCAGGAACCGUGGGGGGGGGCACUGUACACCAUAUUACAACCGUGCUCCGUGCACGCACUUUUAGCUGCCCGUUUGCUUUGUCACCUCCUACGUUCAGCACCGGCCGGCCCUCGUGACCUUUGUCCCCCUUGUGGUCGUCAUAGUUGUAGCCAAAUCAACGUGAUUUUCGGCCUCCCACUCGUUAGCCAGCGCACGGAUCAAUCGUUGAUGCUUAUUGGUUGUUCUUGGCCUCACGAGCGUGCCGGUGAGGCAGUUCCGCACUGGUCACGUGACCUCCGACCGGCCCCUUUUUCGUGGACCUCAGCUGUCGGCUCCGCAUGACUUUGCUCGCGUUUUCUGUUGACCCUGUCCGAACUUAUUCGAGCCUUGUGUGUUCCUCCUGCUAAACGGGAUGCAAAUAUAUGGCUCAAGCGUGCCAAUCGAGGACCAACUUCCUAGCAUUAGUCUGCCUAUGUUAUUGGCUCGGCCGAUCACCCUUUUUCUCAUGAGCGAGACCGUGGUUUCACUGUUGUAUGUUCCACCCAUAAACUCGCCUUCGUCGAGUGAUGGACGCGACAUCUGUUUAUUAUGUGGGACUGACUAUCAUCUGACUUUUAUUUAAUUUCGUACUGUCCGGCCCUACUUACCCGUUUCUGUUGACAUUGUCCUGCUCUCGGAACUUUCUAGACAUUUGAAGAAAUAUCUAUUUUCCCUUGGCACUUAUUUGCGGAUACCUAUCAUUUGCGACCCAUCAGUCUCCUUAGCCUUUCAUGGUCAUUCCUGCUUCGACAUUUUAAAAGGAUAAUCUCUCUAAAUCAGUUCCUUUAAAGCCAGUGUUCACGCCUGUCGAAUCAUGAGCCACUGGCAUUGGCUGGUAUGGUACGGCACCAACGUAGUUUUUUCCUCUCGUUGCCAACGCAUCCAUCCCGUAACCUUUACCUUUAGGCUGAAACUGUCGGGAAAAGUCCUGAGUUCGAUCCUCUGUCUGCCUCCGGCCACCAGCAUUCGGUGUUAGCCACUGCGAAGACGUCUGUUGCAGGCGAUGAAGUUGACCCUCACGUAAUUCCCCCCCCCCCCUCCAUUCAUAGUUCUUCCUUUUUAUUUCAUCCUUUAGGAUGUUCUCCUAAAGCCACAUCCCACCCCCAUUAUCUUCGAUUACCGUAGAUAUCCAUAUGCUUCUAGACGCCUUAAAGCGACCGUUUUAUUAGACUGCUGUCAUUGCUGUGAGAACUAGCCUUUCUGCAAUCCCGUAAACUUUAUUCUUCCUCUUAUAUGUGAAUGUUUAAGUAGUUAAUAAAUGGCUCCCCUAGGCACAUCACGAGUAUAAAUCGCCGGUUGCGAACAUACGCGUAUGCGCAAGUUGACAACAGUACAACUCACUAAUUUUACGACCAUUACCACCAUCGCAUGUUCUUUGUGUAGCGUUUAAACUGUUAUUCUGCUUACUUGUACCGGGUAUCAGUAUCAGUAUCAGUAUAUUUCAGGGAAAGUAGGUGUGUAGGUGUGUCCCUAUUGGUUGCAUGCCCCACACUUGCACUGCAGCCGACAGAUGACUUCUCAUUUGGAAUGAAACUUUUGAGUUCAACACUUGAUAGCAGUGUACUGAGUUAUCCGGUGAACCCUGUUACCGCUUCUCGUACUCUUUAUGUACGGAACACUGUCACAGUAUAAGCUGUUAUGCCUUCUUGACGCCGUUUUGGAAGUUUUCAGUCUUUCUCGAUGAACGUUCGAGGGUUCCCAUUUCUUCCAAACAUGUGUCGGAAAUUGUUAAUUUCUACACUCUUGCCAGCUGGCGUACUUUAGUGAGUUCCCACUCACCUCAAAGACUGGCGAUCAAGUCAUUCUCAGUGUACCACCUACAGCAGACUUGUAGAGAACGUAACUGUGUCGGGGAAACAGACUGCAAACUGCAGACAAGGAAAGGUUGGACUCGACAUCGUGUGGAGCAUUUCACGCUACCAAACCGGCCACGAGUUUAACUGCGACGUAGUUGAGCUCGUGAUUCGAAAGGAUAGCCACCCGCCAGGACAACUGCAUUAGGAUCUACCAGUCUUCCAUGAUGGGGACAGAAACCUGAUCAAUGUUCCCCAUCGAACACUUGUUCGUGUUCCAUCAAGCUACCUGUGGAUCCCCAUUAAUGCUGAUAUAAAUGCUGCACGAGAUUUCUACGAGGAACGCUACUAUAAGCGACUGCUGAGCUUUGCAGUGCAAAGCCUAGUAUGCCCCAGUGUGAAAACAUGUUUGGGUGUAUUCUACCCGAUAUCCAAUAAAUCUAUGCAGGUUUAUGACAUGACAAAGCUAUCUGACGACGCCUUUGGUUUUCCCAACCUGCCUAGUUCGGCGUCAUACCUUUGGUCAUAAUCCGGAGGACUUUUAGUAAAAGAAGUAAUAGUCUACACAAACCACGCCAGCAACUAAAUGCCGACAGAGCCACAAGUGUUAGAUCUUAGAAAGUCUAUCCUCGACUUGCUCUAGAGUGAACGGGCAACAGUGGCGCGACAAAACAUUAUUGCGCCAUCUUAAGGCAACCUGUGUGACGUGGAGGGUCUCCGCCUGCCACUUGUGGGACAUGCCGAAUCGCCUUAAGGGCUUCAUCACUCACGGUUUAUUCCUCGCCUUCAGAGGGAUCCUAUCUGCCGCUUCUGCAUGGCAGUUAUAUGAACCUGUCAUUCCUAAACCCUGAAGGAAAGCCGCCUAUGGAUUAAGUCCGCGGCUACAUCCGCGGGCUCACUCAUAAGAAGCGUUCUCUGGGAAACUUGCGCUUCGCGUUGCAGCAUCCAGUGAGACCCCUACACUACGCAUCCCUUGUUCACUGCUGCGAGUGGAUGGUAAUUGAGGCCCACCCGCCAGCCAGAAAUGCUGCCCAUUGAUUCUGGAUAGUUGAACGUGCGAACUUUUGGCGACCUUAGAUUUUCAGGCCUAAAGGUGAGCACUCUUCUCCAGUAUAACAUAAACAUGUGCCCCCGUUCUUGAACUAAGAUCGCCUUUUCGAACCCUGAGGACUAGGGGAUUUCUUGCCAAUAGAAGCGGAGAGACGAGUCCCAGGAAGCAGUUGUGAAGGGGACACGAUCGCUGAGAAGAGCUUUAUUCGCCUGACGUUUCGGAUUCCUGCCCGAACCCAGCAUUAGAGACAAUAGCAGAUACGGCUGGUUCAUGCACAGGGGGCUGCAGUAUUUAUAGGAUGCAGUUGCCAUACUACCGUACACCUCUGAAUAUUCACGGCUCCCCUCCCCCCUCCUUCAUCAGGGAUCGUUACAUUUGCUGUGAUGACUGUUUUAUGGCCGACAUUCGCGUCGUUAAUUGCUGCAAUUUCAUCACGUAUGGUGGAUGUUGGUGUAAUGAUUGCUCGACCAUCUAACUCACCGUCCAUGUCGUUGGAAGCAGUGCUCACCUGUGCAUCCCCCGCGUGACUAAUUACCCAGCCUAGGCGAAGUCUCAGCACCGAGUAUGGAAGGGUAAGGUCGUUGCACUUGUUGGUGAACGAUGACUUAAGCAGCUCGCGGCUCACACGGUUGUCACCUAUAGCGAGAAUUUAGGCCUCGUCGAAUUUGAAUGUGUGGCUGGGUAUCGUUGAAUGAGCCGCAACUUGAGAGUGGGCGUCAUUUCUCUGCACUGUUGCAGCGUGUUUGGCCAUUCGCGUUCGGAAUUGUCUUCCGAUUUCUCCGACGUAGUUGCUUUGUCCGCAACUGCACCUGAUCCCACAAACGACUCCAGACGUUUUUAGCCGUGGCAGCGGGCCUUUCGGUUUCAUUACCUUACGCCUGAUGGUUGCCUCCGGUCUGUGUGCAACUCUAACCCCAAGUGGUGCGAGAAGGCGACCGACAUAUCCCGAAACGUUCUUGACACGCGGAAGCACUCACCAAAAUUCUCGGUCCGGACGGUUUGGCCUUUCGUCCCUUUUGCGCGGGUAUCCGGCCAUCUUGUCUUCCGGCUCACUGCAGUGCGUUUCGACACGCCGAUAGAGCGUCCUUACACAAUGGGUUUGUGGCUGAUUGGGUGGUUCGUGUUGAAGUUCAGUACUUGCAUCGUACUUGCCGCUUUCCCGAACACUUUCGUCUUUUGGCCACCACAAUCUUUGCGGCAUACGAGGACAACCAGGAAGGCCAGCUGUUUGUUCUCUUCCCCCUCCAUCGUAAGUCGUAUCUAUGGGAAGAUCGCAUUCAAAUGUUCCUUGAAUGUCAGCAGUUUAUCUCGGUCGAUAACGACGAAAGUAUCAUCCACAUACCGGGUCCAGAACUUCGGUCUGUGGUGUUGGAAGACCAACGAUUUUAACCGUUGCUGGACCGCCCCGGCGAUGAAUCCCGAAAUUGGCGAACCCAUUAGUGUGCCCUUCACCGGCUCGUAGAUUGUCCCGUUGGGCGUGAAGUGCGUCCUAAGAUAGAACUUCAGAAGCUGAAGGACUUGGGCGCGUCCAAGAUGAUUCCCCGUUCCAUCAUAUUAUCUUUUUAGAAGCAGCUGGAUUGUCUCGAUCGCCAGAUCCUGGGGAAUAGAAGUAAAAAGUGGACGUAACAUCAAAAGAUGCCAUGACCUCAUUUGGAUGGAGGCUUAAUCCUUUGAGUUUCUCCAGGACUUGUGCUGACGAAGAGGCCGUGGUGUCUGACUCAGUGGUCAGGAAAUUGAUACGCCGGAACAGCCACUUAGCCAGUCCGUACGUUGGAAUCCCUUUGAGCGACGCGAUGAGUCGGAGAGGAGCGCCGUCUUUGUGCACCUUAGGGAGGCCAUAGAAUCGGGCCAAAGCCGUAUCUUGGGGUCUCGCCAUGCGUCUGUCGGUCGGUGUUAUUGCACAUGAGUUCUCCUAGGCCAACAACGUAGCAAUAAUUUCGCGUGUCAGCGCUUUUACAGGGUUCGUUGCACACGAGACAUAGAAUUGUCAGUCCCCCAGUAAACCUUUGGCUUUUUGAAGGUAGUCUGUCCUGUCCAGUACAACCGUGGAGCACCCCUUGUCCGCUGGCAUGAUGACUAGGUCUUUGUCGGCCGUGAGUUCUCCAAGCGCAUCACGUUCGACCUUGGAAAGCACUAACCGCGGCCUGUGGGCCAUUAGUGGACACGACACUUGGUGUUGGAUGAGGCUCUUAGUCUCCUCCGUUGCCUCCGUCUGACCAAGGGUUGAUUCCACCGUUGCAAUCAUGUUAACAGGUUUGGCGUCAGUCGUGUUGAAUGAAGCAUUGUGCCGUAACACCUACAUCUGAUCCUUCGUCAUCUCCUUUGAUGACGGAUUUUGCACCAGUGCCGUUUUCGGGCGAUGUUGGAUUGGGCAGCUUUCGGAACUUGUUCUCCAUUGCUGCGACGCGCACCACUCUGUUCGCGGGCUCGUUCAGCCACCCCCUGCAGGAGCAGAUUUUUACCGAUCUCGCCCAUGAACUCACAGCAUCUGGUCUUUUCUUGGUCAAUCCUUUGACGGUACUUGCGAAGUCUCGCGUGACAAUCUUGGAGGAGCACUCGGAUCAUCCUUCUGCCAUGUUGAAAUACUGCUCGUCUCGCCAAAUCCGUGUUCACCGGGGCUCUGAUGAUGGGUUCGACCUGGAAUUCAAAACGGCAGGCGAAUAAAGCUCUUGUCUCAGCGAUCGCGUCUCCCUCAUGGAUUUCUUGCUAUCAGACCUCGUUUUUUACCUAAGUUGGUAGUCCGUAGUCCUAUUUUGGGCCUUAUAUGUCCAUUGCCUUACCCCAGCGGCGGAUAAAGUUUUGCCUGACCGCCUCGCUGUAUGUAUAGGCCUCGAAAGCAUGCUGAUCCGUUGCUCUGGAUCAUAGUGACGGCUAGACUGGUUUACUAUAGACGUUUGAUAAAGACUUAUGAGACCUCAGCCACUGCGCGCAAUUUCAUCUCUAGCGAAUCCGAACUCGCCUUCGCAAUGUGACUUAUACCCACUCUUGUCAACGAGACCCCCAAAACCCUCUUUAGAGUCUCGAUUGUGUGCGUGUUCGGACCGGAUCGCGUGCGCCACGCCUAAACAUGAAUUUGCUCACGUGAACCACUGUACAUCUGCAGAUCUUCUGACCGUGUUUUGCCGUUUGAACACUGUGUGUGUGGAAAAAGGGAAUGAGGCAGGUACUCCACAUUCCUUCGUCAUUGCAGAUCAAGUAUCCGUGUGCACUCGUGACGGUGGAGGUUCUCAUCGAUCAUGGCAGACGAACCGUCUCACUAUCGACGUACAUCCGGCUGAGUGGACACUGCCACUAUUUCUGACAUUUGGCGCCCCUGUGCCGACAAAUUCAGUAGCCAUAUUUGUGGCUCGCAGGAUUGACGAUUGACGAACUUUUUCACCGUGAUCUGUCCAUCUCUCACAUUGGUACUUUGGUCAUCGCAGUAGUCCGAGUGCUCGAUGCAGUUGUAGUGAGGGACUUCUGAUUUUCACCAGCCGGAAUAGUCUGUCCGCUACAAAUGCAUUUUUUUCGCACCGCCACAGCCAUACUUUCCUAAAGAUGGACCCAUAUUCCGUCAGACCAUUUGAAAUCUAGUCAUCUCAGUGUAUAACAGCAGGUAAAUACUUUCUUCCGAAAUCAUCAGUGAUUUUGAGUCGGACGUUGCCGUCGUCCCCCAUUGCGACGAAGAGCUUACAUCCCCACAUCACACACGACGUUUCAACAUUGCAAAACAGAAAUCUGCCCUUGCUACUGCAAAGGGGAGCUUAGCUGAUCGUCACUAUCUAAGCGCACCGUCUCCGCAACUGACUUGCUCUCUUCGAGUAGGUUUGCUCAAGACCUCGCCGUUGCCUGUGUAUACAACUCGAAAUUGUCUUGUGACUCUAACUUCUCUGAGUGGGAGACGUGUGGAAUACUGAGGAUGCGUAACAAAGCGUCUGGGAACGACUACUCCCUCUAUAACUCUUUCCUCAAGCCUUACAUCUGGAGACUGGGACACUUGCCGUAAUCCUUCCCACCAACUGCGUCAUCUGCCGUAUUGCAUAAACGGCUCUGUAUUACUUGUCAGUGACACACUCAUUCCUGGAUGUAGGUUUAUUGGCCUCGACUGUGCCGAUUACAGCGCUUAGCCUUUGCCUCCGAAAUUUAGGGCUAGUAAAUUGGGUUGCUAGAUCAGUCGGUUUAUCCACCGACGUCUCAAAAUGGAGUAUUCUGAAGUCCGGCUGUUAUCCAGAUUGCGGCACUCAAGGCUUAGCGUAAAGCUCCGUUUACGAGCGGAGGCACCUUUGCUUGAUUGGACUAUCUAUGGGAGGCCAGUGAGCCCUUGUGUUAGGAGUAUUGUAAGCCUAUAUUCUGUAGCCCUCAGUAUUGUAAACAGUCCAUAACCCUCUUUUCUACUCUGGGACAUAUUUGCAGUCUGAGUCAUUACUUCUAGGGCUUCGGUUUCCACCGAAGUUUCAAAUUCUAGACUGCAAAAUUUUUUUAGUUCAUUUUGAGCGCAGUCUGUUAUUUGCCUCUUAUCUGCUUUCGCGGCCUCCUGUGUGUUUCAGAAGCCGUCGGAGGAGCCGCCCACCACAUCCGCACCACCACCGGCCUUGCUCUCUCAGUUCCAUCAACCGCC
Spirometra erinaceieuropaei is the source of this 10871-nucleotide messenger RNA. Lineage: Eukaryota; Metazoa; Platyhelminthes; Cestoda; Diphyllobothriidea; Diphyllobothriidae. The record is from the annotation of a GenBank genome assembly.